GCCAAAACGACGGGGCGGGGCGGUCGAAACCAAGCAAAUCAGGCAACGCAAAUAUCGCCUCACAGCCUUGUUUCGUUUUGGUAGUGCUUCUCCCUUUUUUCUUUUCUUCCAUUUCUUCUUCUUCUUCACUACUACUGUCUGUCUACAGUGCAUGCGUGUAGCGGUCUUGACACAGCCGGGGGUCCAUCACUUCUUCUGCAUCCAAUAGUACUGGCAACAGUCACGCAUUCGUCAUCACAUUGUCCUUACGCAUUCGGCACAAUGGCAGUUACGUACGCGGCGGCCAUCACGACACCCAGCGGGGGACUACGACAGCCGCAGAUCCAAGCGCGGGCAUGUUCGGAUCCCGAUAUGCGAGCGUCGUUUGAAGCAGCAGCAAGAGCAGCAACAGCACCGCAGAUACGCAGUGACGGGCCGCAAAAGGCAAAGGCACAGCGGCCUGGGGCAGGUGUGCGUGCUAGGACGAGUUUCCGCGGGUGGGCCAGCAGGAAGGAGAGCAAGACUAGUCUGAAGGCUUCACAGCAACAGCAGCAGCAAGAGCAAACGAGUUACCAGCCGUACAUUGUCGAGGAGAGCCGGCCGUCAGGACAGGACUACUACUACUAUGCGCGGGCCGAGCACAAGCCCAACUCGGGCCGCGAAGAGGAGCACGUCUAUGUCGUUACGCUGAGGGUGAGCGAUGCACUGGCCAAGCCCAUGGACGAGAUGCGGAGUCGCUAUUUUCCUCGACACUUGAACCGCACGGGUGCCCAUCUCACGCUGUUCCAUGCGCUGCCCGAGUCGCACAUGGGCACGCUGGAGCAGGGGCUCGCGCAAGCGGCGCGCAGCGUGCAGCCGUUUGCCGUCUCGUCUGGCAGGCCGUUCCGCAUGCGCAAGGGCGUAGGCAUCAAUGUCGACGAAGGGUACAAGGCCAUCAAGGACGUACAUGCGGAUUUGCAGUCGCAGUGGGCGUCGUUCCUAAGCGAGCAAGAUGCUGGCGGGUUCCGGCCGCAUUGGACCGUCAUGAACAAGGUAGACGACGAGGAAAAGGUUGACGGGGCGUUUUGUACCAUUCGACAGGAGCUGUCUGAGCGCAACCAGGAAGGCCAGGCGGUAGGGUUGGAUCUGUGGAGGUAUGAGCGUGGGAAUUGGAUCUUUGCCAAGCACUAUGGAUUUGGCGAGUCUACUACCCCUACUACGCCUGGGUCGCCCGGCUUGUCGCCUCGCCAGGGCGAUCAGAGCCCUAGUAGCGGGGGGCCUCGAAAAAGACCCGGCAUGUUCAAACGCGCCAUCAUUCUCGUCGGAGGGUUUGGAACCCGUCUGAGGCCUCUCACCCUCACCUACCCCAAGCCGCUCGUCGAGUUCGCCAACAAGCCCAUGAUCCAGCACCAGAUUGAGGCUCUUGCCGAGGCGGGCGUCACCGACGUCGUCCUUGCGGUCAACUACCGUCCGGAGAUCAUGGCCGAGGCGCUCAAGACCUACGAGAAGCAGUACAACGUCAGCAUCACAUUCUCCGUCGAGACAGAGCCCCUUGGUACCGCCGGUCCCCUGAAGCUCGCCGAGAACGUCCUAGGCAAGGACGACUCGCCCUUCUUCGUCCUCAACGCCGACGUCACCUGCGACUACCCCUUCAAGCAGCUCGCCGAGUUCCACAAGAGCCACGGCGACGAGGGUACCAUUGUUGUCACCAAGGUCGAGGAGCCGUCCAAGUACGGUGUCGUGGUGCACAAGCCCGGCCAUGCCUCCAAGAUUGAUCGUUUCGUCGAGAAGCCUGUCGAGUUUGUUGGCAACCGCAUCAACGCCGGUAUCUACAUUCUCAACACCAGCGUGCUCAAGCGCAUUGAGCUCCGCCCUACGUCGAUUGAGCAGGAGACUUUCCCCGCCAUUGUCAAGGAUGGCCUGCUGCAUUCAUUCGACCUCGAGGGCUUCUGGAUGGACGUUGGACAGCCAAAGGACUUUUUGUCGGGUACCUGCCUCUACCUCUCGUCGCUUGCGCGCAAGAACUCGAAGCUGCUCACGCCUGCAUCGGAGCCCUACGUCUACGGCGGCAACGUCUUGAUUGACCCCUCCGCCAAGAUUGGCAAGAACUGCCGCAUUGGACCCAACGUCACCAUCGGCCCUGAUGUUGUCAUUGGCGACGGUGUGCGUCUGCAAAGAUGUGUCCUCCUUAAGAACAGCCGUGUCAAGGACCAUGCCUGGGUCAAGUCGACCAUUGUUGGCUGGAACAGCACUGUCGGCAAAUGGGCGCGUCUCGAGAACGUGACGGUUCUUGGUGAUGAUGUCUCCAUCGGCGACGAGGUCUACGUCAACGGUGGCUCCGUCCUGCCGCACAAGUCGAUUAAGCAGAAUGUCGACACCCCUUCGAUCAUCAUGUAGACACGAUACCCGAUCGGAUACGGCCGACCUCUACCCUUUUUAAUACUGUGUACCUUCUUGUAUAUUCUGCAUACCACCGGGCAUAUAGAGUGCAUGGGUCUUUUUUCCUCUGCAUGGGCGUCCAUCUUCUUUUGAGCAUAUGGUUUACGAAAGAUGAAAGAAAAAGCGUCAAAGGAAAACGGGUGGGAUGCUUUUUUUCAUUUCACAAACAUUCUUAUUUGGGUUCUUUUGGUUCAGCGUCGGGGUUUUUUGGUAGCGAAGAGAGCCAUGUUUCAUGCAUGAUUAGCAAGAGAGGGGGUUGUGAGUUUACACAUGGUGGGCAUAAAUGAAAUGCAUAUCAUUGAUGUAUGUUGAUUGAGUUGGAGAUGUAUCAUCAAUCUGGGUCUUUUUUUUCUCCCCACUCUUGGAUGUUUUGCUGUAGUAGACGUAGCACAGACGUAUAUCCUCACUCUUAUUCACGAU
Messenger RNA from Exserohilum turcica Et28A, 2817 nucleotides. RefSeq lists its product as uncharacterized. The record is from RefSeq and is a predicted model, not a curated record. Gene Ontology annotation, cellular component: cytoplasm. Bases 262 to 2355 code for a protein of 697 amino acids. Gene Ontology annotation, molecular function: GTP binding; protein binding; mannose-1-phosphate guanylyltransferase (GTP) activity. Lineage: Eukaryota; Fungi; Ascomycota; Dothideomycetes; Pleosporales; Pleosporaceae. The transcript has 5 exons. Gene Ontology annotation, biological process: cell wall mannoprotein biosynthetic process; GDP-mannose biosynthetic process.